AUGAAGCUCCUCUCCUCUGCCCUGCUGCUGACCGCAGUCGCGGUCUACGACACCUGCGCCCGUGGCUUGCAGCACGUCGGCAAGCUCCAAUCCAACUACGUCGAUCCACACCAACGUGCUGCCGAACGAUCUGCUCGUCUCCUCGCCAAGACGCAGACCAACUCUGCUGUCACCGACUCCUUCAUCCAUCUUAACGACAAGACACGACCCUUCUCCGUCAAUGGCACUGGAGUACCCGAGAUCGACUUUGACAUCGGCGAGUCGUACGCCGGUCUCAUGCCGAUCAGCAAGGACCCUAACGAGACGCGCAAGCUGUACUUCUGGUACUUCCCUUCGAAGAACCCGAAGGCAACGGACGAGAUCACGAUCUGGAUGAACGGUGGACCUGGAUGCAGCAGUCUCGAAGGUCUGUCGCAAGAAAAUGGACCGUGGCUGUGGCAGUACGGCACGUACAAGCCUUUGCCGAACCCCUGGACGUGGCAAAACUUGACCAACAUGGUUUGGGUCGAACAGCCUGUCGGAACCGGUUUCUCGCAGGGCAAGCCGAACAUCACCACCGAGGCACAACUGGCCGAGGAGUUCAAAGGCUUCUUCCGAAACUUCGCUGAUACGUUCGACAUCAAGAACCGCUCCGUGUACAUCACCGGUGAAUCGUACGCCGGUCAGUACGUCCCCAACAUUGCCAGCAGCAUGUUGGACGAGAAGAACAAGGAGUACUUCGACGUCAAGGGUAUCAUGAUCUACGAUCCCUCGAUCGCCAAGGAUUCGCUUUUGGAGCAGGUUCCUGCAGCAGCGUUCGUCGAUUACUGGGGAGGUCUUUUCCCCUUCAAUGAUACCAUCAAGGCUCAGAUCAAGGACAUGGAUUCCAAAUGUGGCUACACAAAGUACCUCGAGGAACACCUCGUCUACCCUCCCAAGGGCAAGCUUCCCGAUCCUCACCCUACAACCGACGAAUGCGACAUCUUCGAUUUCAUCUACAACACCAUCUUCGACGUCAACCCAUGCUUCGAUAUCUACCAGGUGGCUACGACCUGUCCAGUGCUGUGGGACAUCAACGGUGGACCCGGAUCCGGCGACUACUUGCCUCCUGGAGCUUCGCUCUACUUCAACCGAACUGAUGUCAAGAAGGCCAUCAACGCACCCGUCGACACCACCUGGCUCGAGUGUUCCGCAGGCAAGGUGUUCAACACCAAAUCCGGACUCGAUCAGGGAGCUGAAAAUGGCCAGUACUCCUCCACCACCGUCCUACCUGGCGUGAUUGACCGCGUGGAUCGUGCCAUCAUCGGUCACGGAAUGCUCGACAUGGUGCUUCUCAUGAACGGAACCUUGCUCGCCAUCCAGAACAUGACCUGGGGUGGUCAGCAGGGUUUCCAGUCUCCCAUCACGGACGACUUUUACGUGCCGUUCUACAACGAAUACCAAGAAGGCACUGUCGCUGCAGGCGGUACAAUGGGUAAAACUCACACCGAGCGUAAACUCACCUUCGUCUCGAUCAAUUUGAGCGGUCACAUGGUCCCUCAGUACCAACCCUCCGCCGCCUUCCGACACCUCGAGUUCCUCCUCGGAAGGGUGGACAGUCUCACCAGCAAGGCUCCCUUCACCUUCUUCGACAACGGUUUGGUGGCAGAGACAGGCAACUUUGACGCACGAUCCAUCCACGAGCAAGAAGAGCUGCAGAAGAAACAGCUACAGUAUCGUGGACUCGCUCAGCCGGAGAUCAGUCAGAUCAUCGCCGACUUUCUUUAG
Messenger RNA from Pseudozyma hubeiensis SY62, 1746 nucleotides. RefSeq names its product serine-type carboxypeptidase. Gene Ontology annotation, molecular function: serine-type carboxypeptidase activity. Gene Ontology annotation, biological process: proteolysis. The transcript has a single exon. The record is from RefSeq and is a predicted model, not a curated record. Bases 1 to 1746 code for a protein of 581 amino acids. Lineage: Eukaryota; Fungi; Basidiomycota; Ustilaginomycetes; Ustilaginales; Ustilaginaceae.